Molecule: messenger RNA, 5082 nt
Organism: Varanus komodoensis (Komodo dragon)
Lineage: Eukaryota; Metazoa; Chordata; Lepidosauria; Squamata; Varanidae
Gene: FRMPD3
Product: FERM and PDZ domain containing 3
Exons: 14
Coding region: 1-5082 (1693 amino acids)
Biological process (GO): signal transduction
Cellular component (GO): cytoskeleton
Molecular function (GO): protein binding
Source: RefSeq, a predicted model, not a curated record
AUGCAGGAGGGGCCCUGGGAUGCUAUGGAAUGUGGCCGGCUGCCGGCAGAUGCCCUCCGACAGGUGAAGAUCCACCGCGACCCGCUCUACGGAUUUGGCUUUGUGGCUGGCAGCGAGAGGCCAGUUGUGGUUCGCUCCGUGACCCCAGGUGGACCUUCUGAGGAUAAGCUCUUGGCAGGUGACCAGAUUUUGGCAAUCAACAAUGAAGACGUGAGCGAUGCCCCCAGAGCGCGGUUCAUAGAGCUGGUGAGAGGCGCCAAGGAGGCCAUCGUCCUGACUGUGCUGCAGACCCACCAGUCCCCGAAGUCAGCCUUCAUCAGCGCGGCCAAAAAGGCAAAGCUGCGUUCGAACCCCGUGAAGGUGCGCUUUUCAGAACAGGUCACCAUUGGCGAGAGCGAUCCAGACAUGCUGAAGAAGGAGGCGCUGCUGCUCAUCCCGAACGUGCUGAAGGUCUUCCUCGAGAAUGGGCAGAUCAAGUCCUUCACCUUCGACGGCCGGACCACCGUGAAGGACGUGAUGAUGACGCUGCAGGACCGGCUCUCCCUCAGACACAUUGAGCACUUUUCCCUGGUCUUGGAAUACUCCAGCCCGGAGCAGAGCCAUAAAUUCCUUCUCCUCCAGGACAAGCAGCCCCUGGCCCAUGUCGUCCAAAGGACCCACUACCAGGGUAUGCGCUGCCUGUUCCGCGUCAGCUUCUUCCCCAAAGACCCCGUGGAGCUCUUGCGGCGCGAUCCUGCAGCCUUCGAGUACCUGUAUAUCCAGAGCCGCAACGACGUGAUCCGGGAGCGCUCCGGGAUGGAGCCCAAACCAGAGAUGCUGCUGGGCCUGACCGCCCUCCACAUCUACAUCACCGUUUCUGCCACGCGGCCCAGCCAGAAGGUCUCCCUCAAGAACGUGGAGAAGGAGUGGGGGCUGGAGCCCUUCCUGCCCCCGUCGCUGCUCCAGGGCAUCAAGGACAAGAGCCUGCGCAACGCUCUCUCCCGGCAGCUGAAGGCCCACCAGAGCCAGUCCCCAUGUGGCACCAAGGUCUCCACCACCCAGGCGAAGCUGCAGUACCUGCGCAUUCUGAACGAGCUGCCCACCUUCGCAGGCGUCCUCUUCAACACAGUGGGGCUGGAUGAGAAGCAGCCCGCGACCAUGCUUCUGGUGGGCCCCCGCCACGGCAUCAGCCACGUCAUUGACCUGAAGACCAACCUCACCACGGUGCUGUCGGAGUUCAGCAAGAUCAGCAAGAUCCAGCUGUUCAGGGAGAACCAGGGCGUGGCCCGGGUGGAGACGAGCGUCCUGGAGGCCAAGCCGCUGGUGCUGCUGAUGGAGUGGCCGGAAGCCACCAACUUUGCUUGCCUCACGGCCGGAUACUGCCAACUGCUGGUGGACUCCAAACGGAUGGUCUUUUCCCGGCCCACCAGCCAGCUGCCCCCGCCUCCGCCUGCAGUGACCAAGGCAGAUUAUGCCUGCGUGCGCACUAACCCCCGGCCAGCCUCCGCUGCCGCCCCGGCGGGGCUCCUGGGGAAGAAGGAGAGCGGGUUCCUGGGUGGUGCUGCCUCCAGCCCCGGAACGUGCAGCCCCCGAGGUCCCGUGGCCUCGGACUCGGAGCUCAUCAGCGUUUGCUCCCUGCACAUGCGGGAGCAGAGGAAGGAGCGCAAGAGCCGGACGGACGCCAACGAAAACCUGAUCUUCUUUGAGGAGUCGCGGCCCCGGACCAAGUCAGAUCCCACGCCCAAGAGCUCUGGGCAGGACUGCAGCGGGGUCACCCACGGCGACAACCUGGAGGGUCCGGAGCGGGAGCGCGGGGCUGGCCGGGCCAGGGCACACACCCUGGGCGGGCACGGGCACAGCCGCUCCGGGCAGCUCUACUGCGAUUCCUGUAAGGCCAGAGUGAAGGGCGGGCAGCCCCCCUCCCGCAGGGCUUGCAAUCCCGGCGCGGCGCACGACAACAUGGUGGACCUGACAUCCCUCCCCCCGCCGGGGAGCGAUGAGGAAGGGGAUGAGACCACCUCUCUGCUCCCUGCCAUUGCCGCACCCCCUCCGGGCUUCCGGGACAACAGCUCCGACGAGGACGAUUCCAAGCGCCGGGCGGCGGCGGCAGCGGCGGCAGCGGCACAGUGCCAGGAGCAGGGGCGCCAUCUCUGCGGCAUCCUCUGCGAUGAGAUCCCCGUGACACUCAUUGACAGCGUCCAGACGAGGACCGUCCGAGACCGUGCCCAGGACCUGGACGACGCCCUGGUCUCGACCCUGCAGGCCCUGGAGGCGCUGGCUGCCUCCGAAGACGGCCCACACCCUCCACCUCCGCAGACGACAGGGCUGAUCGUCGUGGCUGCCAUCACCCCUGAGUCAUCGCUGGACUCCGGCCACGAAACCAACUCCUCGGAAAUCACCGACGUCUCAGAGAUGGUCUCGGCCAUGAAGCACCAGCAGCAGAAUGCGACCCUGUUCCUAGCGCAGCACAUCAGCAAAGAAGGCCUCCUGGCCCGCAAGGACCUGCCGUUCCGCAUCCAGAGCUGCUCUGCACAGGGCAUCCUCGCUCCGCCGUACGCCCUUCGGCCGCAGGAGACGCACCCCUCGCCCAGGCCAGCCCUGCCCAAGCAGAACUCCACCCCAGCCUGUGCCAGGAGCCCGCAGGGCGCCCCGCAGAUGGCCAGGAGCUACUCCUUGGCUGUCCAGCCGCUGCUGGCCCCGCCGCUGGGGGAGCCGAAGAGUAGAGGCACGCCAGCUCAGGCCCCUGAGCCCUGGGGCCCCAGCCCGCCCACGGCAGCCUUCGAGGCGCCCUCGCGCGCCGCUGAGCAGGGGGAGGGGUGCGUGGACAAGGGCCCAGCCAGGGCCCAGCCAGGCCUGGGCACCCAGGGCGGGCCCGCUCCGGCUGCUGUUAGCACAGCUCUGCAGCCGGUGGCUGGCCACAAGGCCCCUUCCUCCGCAGCGGACCCCCUGGCAGCCAGCCUUGCUCCUGCCGGACGCCCUGGCUGCUGGCCACAAGGCAGCGGCAAGCCCUGUGGCCACCAGGGGAUGCCCACAGUUAGCCAGCCCCACCUGGACGUCCCCCGGUGCCCCCAGAAGCAGCAAGCAGAGGCCUCUCCUCGUCCCAGGGCGUCCCAAGGCGCCCCAGUGGACGGUCGCUCCCCCUCCGCUGCGGGCGAGGACAGGCUGGCCCCGAGGAGCAGCCAGCCCAAAGGCCACCAGGAGCCGGAGCUGCCGCCGGACCGAGAGGCACCCCGACAGCAGGGCAGGGGUGAGGCAGCCAGCCCGGGUGGCCAGAAGCAGCCUGCUCUCGGCAAGGGACAGAAGGGGCUGGGCGAGGUGUGCGCCAGGGGCCUGCAGGAGGAAGCAGGCAGCCUCCGGUCCCCUGCGGCUGGGAGUGGCCGUGCCUUCCGCAGCCCACGGGGCGGGGGGCCAGCCGCGAGCACCACGGUGCCUGCCAAGAGAGCCGAGAAGGGCCCAGAGCCCGCGCCGCAGCCCCUGGACGUGCCUGCAAAGCCCAAGGUGCCCAAGGCCUCCCUCCGCCUGAGAAAGCUCUUUUCCGCCACGUUCCCCACCCGGCUCAGGAAGGAGACGGAUGAGCGGCAGCUCCAGCUGCAGAAGGUGAAGCAGUACGAGCUGGAGUUCCUGGAGGAGCUGCUGCGCCCGAAGGCCGCAGGGGACAGCCUGCUCCCGGAUCACCUGCUCCCGCCGGCCCCCGGGCACUGCGCCUGCCAGCUGAAGAGCAGCCCGGUGCAGACGGUGCCCGGCAUGUCACGGCAGCAGAGGCGCAGUUGUGACUGCAAGCGCCUUGGCCGGGGGGCCCGGCCCCAGCCCAGCCCACUCGCAGCCCCCGAACUGGAGAGGCGUGGCAGGGAGAGCGCCCAGCGGCAGCCAGCAGGGGCGCCCCAGGGAAGCGGCUCUGGGAGCCCCUCACAGGGCAGCCGGUUCCGGUCCACGAGCCUCGAGUCCAGAGACUGCCGUUCCGAGCCCGAGAGCGGCUCGUCGUGCCUGACCACGUGUGCCUCGCACGGGGAGUGCCUGGGCGCGCCCCACUACAAGAAGCUGACGCGCAGGUAUAGCGUCGGCGAAAUAGACACGCUCGAGCACACUCCUCCGGCCUCCGAGACCGACCGGCGGGUGCACCUGUCCAGGCAGAAGCCCUGGCAGCGGGAGUGGGACACCAUGCCCCCGGCCCCGGAGCCCCCGGCCCUGGCCGCGGGGGCAGAGCUCCCCUCCUACAUGCAGGUUGCGGCGCAGGAGAAAUGCGCCAAGGAGCACCCCACCUUCCCCUUCCAGGAGGACACGUACCCAAGCCCGGCCCGACUGCCGGAGGAGGAGCCCGAGGACAGCGAGAAGUGCUGCUCCAUCCGCUACUGCUUCUACUACCGGAAGUGCGACGUGGCCGACGACGGGAGCGAGAAGGACGAGCUCUCCUACUCCAUCCCCAUGCAGCUCCUCCCGGGCAUGAAGCUCGACAGCCAGGCUGUCCCGGUGGUGAGCCGGACCCUGCAAGUCCUGGACGCCACCGCCUGCAGCAGCCCGGACGACAACCAGACCCAGGAGAUCGACCUGCGGUCCUCCAGUUUUGAGGGCAGCCUGGCCAAGAUCCACGCUCUGCGCGGCCGUUCCUACGCCUUGCCUGACGGGUUCCUGGCCGUGCGGCUGGACACUGGCGAGCUCCUGGCCAUCCUGCGGCAGUGCGUGGCGAGCCCCGAGGCGUGGGAGGGCCGGCCCUCCCUGCCGCGGCUGGUCGAGUGCAAGCAGGAGCUGGCCCUCAAGUUCAAGGAGUUCCGGGCCUCCUGCCGGAGGGUCGCCGCCGUGGACAAGAGCCCAGCCCACAUGCUCUCGGCCAUCGCCGCCAGCUUCCAGGUGCUGGGCGGCUUGAUCGAGACAUUCGUGCGGCUGAUGUUCGUGGUGCGCUCCGAGGCCCAGCGGCAGGCGCUGCUGGGCAAAGUGGAGGAGGUCGUGAGGAACUACACGUUCUUGCUGAGGGCGGCCGAGGAGUCCACGGCCAGAACAGCCAGCCACCGGGGGGGGGACCCAGUGGCCGAGCAGCUCAGCCGGCAGUCGGUGGCCUCCGUCAUGAGCUCGCUCACGCGCUCCUUCAAGACACUCAUCAGCAAGUGA